This is a messenger RNA of Ornithodoros turicata, 2085 nucleotides long. Its product is annotated as venom metalloproteinase antarease-like TtrivMP_A. NCBI's taxonomy places the organism in Eukaryota, Metazoa, Arthropoda, Arachnida, Ixodida, Argasidae. Gene Ontology annotation, biological process: proteolysis. The record is from RefSeq and is a predicted model, not a curated record. The coding region runs from base 6 to 1781 and encodes 591 amino acids. The transcript has 14 exons. Gene Ontology annotation, molecular function: metalloendopeptidase activity.
GGAAGAUGUGCAAUGAUGAAAGGAGCUGGCUAGUCAUGGUCUUCAUUCACUCUGCGUUAUCCUUGCCUCUUCAGCAAACAGUCGUGUACCCCGAGUUCGUUGAAAGCAGAAGCGCAGAUGGCGAGAAAAUGCUGAAAAUAACGGACGACCUCGUUCUCACACUGGAACACAAACCUGCCUUUGAGGAGCAGUUCAGCGUGACCACUUUCAACGAGGAUGGAACAGAAAUCAACUACAGAGAACGGGGACGCGACUACAACGGUGACUUUUACGUAGAUCGGGCACAACAAGCAUCUGUGAGAGUAUCACAGGAUGACGGCUUGGAAGUCCACGGCAUCAUAGGCGAAGCUGUUCGCAUCGAGCCCAUAUGGGUGAGGGAAAGGUCAGAUAGAGGUCAAGUGGCGCAUCUGCUGACUCGUGAGAAGUUAAAAGACAUGCCACAUCACCUUAACUACGCUGACUCGUCUUUGCUGAAGGCGACGAUUGACGAACCACGUACCUCCGCAAGACAUCUCGAGAAAAGAAGUAACGACAUAAUAAACCCAGAAAUUCAUCUAGUCAUCGACUCAAUACUCUUUAGAGCUUUUCAUAACAGCACGACGAAAAUAUUUCAGUAUUAUGGCGUCGUUCUCAACGCGGUCAACCUGAGGCUCGACACCAUCACGUCACUUAAGGUGGAAGCGAAGAUCACGGGAUUCACUAUCCAUAAUGGAUCUGUUGAGCCUUACUUCGACAUCCAAUUUUAUGGGAACACGUAUUACAUCGACGACAUGGGAACGCUGGAAAGAUUAAACGACUACUACCAGAAAUAUAGGAGAGAUACUUACUAUAGUGCCGACAUCCUUUUCCUAAUCACUGGGGAGGACAUCGGUUUCAUAUAUGAUGACAUUUUAGACGAAGACUCUCAAGGAAUCGCAUACAUCGGCGGUGCCUGUGGAAACAAAAGAGUUGGAGUCUGCGAAGACAGAGCAGGGUCGUUCGAUGUGGUUCGGACAUUGGCGCACGAAAUGGGACACAGCCUAGGAUGCACACACGAUGGAUCUGACCCUGACAAGGAGAUUCCUAACCACCCCAGUGCGACAUCCUGUGAAUGGAAGUCCGGUUUUCUUAUGAGCUACGUUCAAGAAGACCUCAGCCAGUAUAAAUUCUCCAGCUGCUGCGCGAAGCAGAUGCUUCACGUAUCGAAACUCGACCAAUACAAAUGCCUCAAAGACAGCAACGGAGCAUCAACAACACUCGCACCUCCCAAAAUGCUUCCAGGAAGUAACACCAGCCUUGACGAGCAAUGCCGCCAGGGAGUCUCGUAUGAAUUCCAAUAUGACACGUACCACUCCCUAAGCGGUUGCUUGCUGGUGUGCGUCAGGCCGGCAUCUCAGGAGCGGAGUCGCCCUUACUAUCGACGAAUUCGCUCUCUAGAUGGCACGCCGUGCAAAUCAAACACGUCUAUGGUGUGCAUCGGAGGAGAAUGCGUCACACGUCCAGAUUAUCCAUACAUCCCGGAGGUGAUACCACCGUUCCGAUCAACAACAACAACGCGACCGACGACAACUAUUAGGACAACUAGUACAACCAUAGCAACCACAACCACGGCGACCACAACUACGACUACAAAGAAGAACUGGUUCCACAGAGCUAAAGAUUGGUUUAAGAGAAAGUUUGGAAAAGGUGGCACGAACAAACCGUUGACGCCAAAGCAGAGGGAAUUCGCCCUCAACCCAUGGUUCUGGUGGAAGAGGUAUCAGGAGAGGGCAAAGGCUAAGAAGCAGCAGCACUUACCCUGAGUCAGACAGCGUUUGCGUUGUUCACAAGAACUGGAAAUAUAUAUUGUUCGUCGAUCACGCAUGCGGUGUAUCAUACGAGGAAAUCCGAAGCUAUAGGUGGUUCUAUUUAUUACGUGGCUACACAUGAUACUCGAAUGUCUAAAAUAUUACGAGUUAAUAUGUGUAUGGUGUAUCCACGUUAUUAUCUAAAAACUAAUCAUGUUCAACCUAAAGUUCGGGUCGAUUUCAAAUUCCUGUACAGGUACCGCACACACAUGAAAAAGAAGGCAAAAAGAGAGCGAGCCACUAAAUAACUUUAACGUUA